Messenger RNA from Soboliphyme baturini, 1086 nucleotides. The record is from the annotation of a GenBank genome assembly. NCBI's taxonomy places the organism in Eukaryota, Metazoa, Nematoda, Enoplea, Dioctophymatida, Soboliphymatidae.
GUGCUAGAAGAUUACCCGCUGAUGCCGCUCACUGUGUUGGAAAAACGGCUUUCUUCUGGAACUCCCUUAUGUUUUUCUCCUACUGUAGAAGAAAAUGACUGCGAAGUGAAUUUACCUCUGUCAGAAGACACAAUCUACCACCAAGAUGAAGAAGUUGCCGGCGAGCGACUGCCGUCGAAACAAAGUAAAUCUAACCACAAUGUCAUAUCUUCUUCCGCUGAGGUUGGAAAGGACCACGCUAAGCAAGUUUCUAAAGUCGUUCAGGUGUCACUUCUCGACAGCACGGAUUCGAAACCACUGGACAACGGAAAUCAGCGCCCGGCGUACGACGUACUGGUGAAACUGGAUGAAACAUACAACGGUCUAGAACAGCUGUUUGCAUCGUCGUCCCCUCUUAUUGGCACCCCCAAUCGACACUCACCGGCUAAAAUUUUUAAAAAUAUCAUCCCCAAAAUGGAGGAUACCUCCAAUGAUAUAUAUGAUUCAGCGAUCAGGUCGAAUCAGUGGGUGACGGCUCCAUGUUUUUUGAGGGAAACUGUUGAAGAGAGUGAGGAGAAAACGGAUACGCUCAACGAGAGUACUUCUGAAAGUAUUGAAACAAUCGACCUGGUUUCUGACAGCGAUACGACUGAAACGGAAUUGGAAAAAGAACAGGAAAUCAGCGAAAGCUCUCCUGCUGUUGAAGUGGAUACUGCAACAAGCUUGGCCGAAACCUCGAACACUUUACCGUCGUCGAGAACACAAACGAGUUACAAGAAUGGCGAUACUGAAUCCGACAUCGUUUUCUGCGUCACUCAGCUGAUAGAUAUGGUGAUAAUGAACAUAAGCGACGACAACGAAAUGUUCGAAAAUGAAGAAGCUGAUGUAGUUGAGAAAACGGCUGCGAACGAGGCCUUUUAUUCAGAGACCGUUGCUUCGUUAAAAUCAGUCAUUAGCCCAAACGCUGAAGAACACCAUAGCGACGAGACAGCCGAAGUAAAAUUCAAACGCUACGACAAAAAAUUCACAUCUCGAAAACGUUUUACCCACUGUGGAGAUGGCCAGCUCGUCAUCAUCGAUGCAGAUGUUGCGGCGUCCGAGCAUUAA